AUGUGGGCUGUAUUGGUUCUUGUAGGUGCUGCAGCUGCUUCAGCUUCACUUCACAGACACAACUUUGACGGAGACAAGGUGUUUCGUGUAAUACCACACAAUGAAGAGCACGUAGAAUUCCUCAACACCUUGGCCAGCAACAUACAGAUUGAUUUCUGGAAUCCAGAGACCAUCACACAAGUAAAACCAGAAAUGAGAGUUGAUUUCCGAGUUGAAGCAGACAAGUCCUCUGAUGUUGAGAGUCUCCUGGAGCAGAGUGGAGUGGAAUUUGAAAUUCUGAUUGACAACCUGAAGACGGUACUUGAUGCUCAGUUUGACAGCCAUGUUCGUGCUACUGGACACAAUUAUGAAAAAUACAACAACUGGGAAACGAUAGCUGCUUGGACUGCUGACAUUGCUGCUCAGAACGCAAACCUUGUCUCCCGCACUGAGAUCGGGACUACAUUUCAGGGACGGCCCAUAUACCUCCUGAAGGUGGGGAAAAGUGGUUCAAACAAAAAAGCCAUCUUUAUGGAUUGUGGUUUCCACGCAAGAGAGUGGAUCUCCCCUGCAUUCUGCCAAUGGUUUGUGAAAGAGGCUGUUAGUACCUAUGGAAGUGAUACCCUUAUGACACGUCUUCUCAACAACUUGGAUUUCUACGUCCUGCCUGUCCUUAAUAUUGAUGGCUACGUCUACACCUGGACCAAUUACCGCAUGUGGAGGAAGACACGUUCCACAAACUCUGGCAGCAGCUGCAUUGGUACCGACCCCAACAGGAAUUUUAAUGCUGGGUGGUGCACAGGUGUUAAUGCCUCGAAAAGACCAUGCGAUGACACUUAUUGCGGCAGCGCCCCCGAGUCUGAAAAAGAGACCAAGGCUCUGGCUGACUUUAUUCGUAAAAAUCUCUCCACUAUCAAGGCAUACUUGACUAUUCACUCCUAUUCCCAGCUGCUGCUGUUUCCUUAUUCUUAUACUUACUCUCUUCCAGAGGACUAUGCAGAGCUGAAUACCAUUUCUAAAGCUGCAGUUCAAGAGCUGGCUUCAUUGUAUGGCACAAAAUAUACCUUUGGUUCAGGUGCUGCAACAAUCUAUCCUGCUGCUGGUGGUUCUGAUGACUGGGCUUAUGAUCAGGGUAUCAAGUACUCCUUCACCUUUGAGCUCCGUGAUAAAGGCACAUAUGGAUUUGCACUCCCUGAAUCUCAGAUAAAGCCAACCUGUGAAGAGACUCUGAAAGCUGUUAAAUAUAUUGCCAAUUAUGUCCUUGACCAUUUAUAUUAGAAUGGUACUACAAAAUUAUUCAAGAAAACUUGUUUCAAAUAUACUGUCCCUUCUAUUCUCUUUCCCUGAUGGCUGACGAUUUCUGCUUUACAGGGUGCUGUUAAUUCUCCCUUACACUUGAGCUCUAGAGCCAAUGGAAAUAUCUUGGGAUUUUUCUAUUAAUCACAAAUAAAAAUGGCA
Messenger RNA from Mauremys reevesii (Reeves's turtle), 1437 nucleotides. RefSeq names its product carboxypeptidase B-like. Bases 1 to 1257 code for a protein of 418 amino acids. Gene Ontology annotation, biological process: proteolysis. The record is from RefSeq and is a predicted model, not a curated record. Gene Ontology annotation, molecular function: zinc ion binding; metallocarboxypeptidase activity. The transcript is spliced from 11 exons. Lineage: Eukaryota; Metazoa; Chordata; Testudines; Geoemydidae.